AUGGCUGACUUGCGCCUUCCUAUGCAUCAGACUGAAGGCCAGCAAGACUGGAUCAAGAUAGAACAUUCCGAAACUCGGACUUCUCGGGGGCUGGCUUGCACCGAGCCGAUCGUUGAGCGCAUCGCCCGUAUUCAAGCUGAUGCACGGGAGCUCUCAGAAUAUUAUAAAGUUGAAUCAUCGACAUCGCGAUACAAGCGCCUACAUGAGUUCUACGCUUCCGAGAUCGACUCCCUGCGCGAGUUGGCCUUCGAUUCGUACAAUCAGGAUGAGAAGGUAGACUACCUACUAGUCCAGAACUACAUGGCGCGGGCGCAAAGGACUUUGGACCUCGAAAGGUUGCGUAAUGAUGAUUACGCCGAGUUUAUUGACCCAUUCGCGAAAACCAUCGAGGAGUGGGUGGGGGCCCGUAUGAGGGUAGACACAAUUGAGCCCAAGGAGGCGGCCGAGAGCCUUGAUUCAAUGACGAUAAAUAUUGCCAAUUGCAAGGAUAUCAUCAAGAACGCCAAGCGGGGAGCAUACUCCAAAGCGACAGGUUAUCGGGCUGCUAAGACGGUCGAGACGCUGCGUGCCCAUCUCAAGGAGACUUACGACUUUUACGCUGGCUACGAUCCAGUCUGGGAUUGGUGGGUCCGAGAACCUUUCACACGCAUCGACACGGCGCUCGGAGCGUAUCGCGACUUCAUCCGCCAGGAACUCGUCGGCAUCCAGCCUGGAGAUGAGGACGUCAUCAUAGGAGAGCCGAUCGGACGUGACGGGCUGCUGACAGAACUCAAAGCUGAGAUGAUCCCUUAUUCACCAGAGGAACUGAUACGCAUCGCUGAGAAAGAGUAUAGCUGGUGCGAAACGGAGAUGAUCAAAGCCUCGAGGGAGUUGGGCUUCGGAGACAAGUGGCGCGACGCAUUAGAGCACGUCAAGGGGCUUAUAGAGCCACCGGGUGCCCAGCCCGUGUUCAUCAAGUCUCUAGUGGAUCAGGCCACAGAGUAUGUGAAGAAGCAUGAUCUGGUGACGGUGCCGAGAGUCGCAGAGGAGGCAAUCCGCAUGAAGAUGAUGUCUCCAUCGCGACAGAAAGUGUCCCCUUUCUUCCUUGGGGGCCCGGAACUCAUUGUAUCCUAUCCGACCAGUGACAUGUCACAUGCCGACAAGAUGAUGAGCAUGAGGGGCAACAACAGGCACUUUUCCAAGGCGACCGCGUUCCACGAGAUGAUUCCAGGUCAUCACUUACAGCUUUUCGUGGCCGAGAGGGUAAAGCCGCACCGCCAGAUGUUCGAGACGCCUUUCUAUAUCGAAGGCUGGGCUCUCUACUGGGAAAUGCUCUUCUGGUCACGAGGCGACUUUUUCACAAGGCCGGAAGAUAGGGUGGGAACACUAUUCUGGCGAAUGCAUAGGUGCGCGCGUAUAGUGUUCAGUCUCAAGUUUCACCUUGGCCGGAUGACACCGGCCGAGUGUAUCGACCUACUCGUCAACUGGGUUGGUCAUGAAAGGGCAAACGCGGAAGGCGAGGUCAAGCGAAGUUUCAACGGGGACUAUAGUCCGUUGUACCAGGCUGGUUAUCUCCUCGGCGCAUUGCAGCUCUGGAGAUUCCGAGGCGAGGUGGUAGGUCAGGGGUUGAUGGGGGACAAGGAGUUCCAUGACAGGAUCCUGAGGUCAAACAUGAUGCCAGUCGAACUUCUGCGAGCCCUGAUCCUCAAUCAAGACCUAGAUAAAGACUUCAAGAGUAGCUGGCGGUUCUACGGUGAUAUAUAG
Neoarthrinium moseri is the source of this 1743-nucleotide messenger RNA. RefSeq lists its product as uncharacterized. The coding region runs from base 1 to 1743 and encodes 580 amino acids. The record is from RefSeq and is a predicted model, not a curated record. NCBI's taxonomy places the organism in Eukaryota, Fungi, Ascomycota, Sordariomycetes, Amphisphaeriales, Apiosporaceae. The transcript has a single exon.